CGCUCCGGGAGCCCAGUCCGCGCCGCACGCCUCUGCGCUCCUGCCGCGCGCUCUCCGCCCUCCUCCCGCCCGCUAUGGCUCCCGGCACCGCCCGUCUCGCGCUGCCAGCGCUCCUCGCCCUGAUCGGACUUCUGCCCCCGGGACUUGGGGGUGCCCAAAUAUCAGUGCACCCCCCAGAAGCCACCAUACCCCGAGGAGGCACCGUACAGGUGAACUGUAGUACUUCCUGUGACCAGAACCCCAAGCUGGGCCUGGAGACUCAGCUGACGAAGAAGGAAGUGGCCCAUGGGUCCCACUGGAAGGUCUUUGAAUUGAGUGACGUACAAGAAGACAGCCAUCCCAUAUGCUUUGUCAACUGUGGCAAUCAGUUGAUGGCUUCAAUGUCCCUUACCGUGUACUGGUUCCCGGAGCGAGUGGAGCUGUUACCCCUGCCCCGCUGGCAGCCCGUGGGAGAAAACCUCACCCUGCGCUGCCAGGUGGCAGGCGGGGCGCCCCGGAGAAACCUCACCGUGGUGCUGCUCCGCGGGGAGGAGGAGCUGAGCCGGCAGCCCGCCGUCGGGGAGCCCGCCGAGGUCACGGUCACGGUGCUGGCGGGCAGAGAGGACCACCUCGCCAAUUUCUCCUGCCGCACGGAACUGGACCUGAGGCCCGGAGGGCUGGGAUUGUUCCAGAACAGCUCGGCCCCCAGGCAGCUCCAAACCUUUGUCCUGCCAGAGACCCAGCCACGCCUUGCUACCCCCGCAGUUGUGGAAGUGGACACACAGUGGACUGUGAACUGCACUCUGGAUGGGCUUUUCCCAGCUGCGGAGGCCGAAGUCAUCCUGACGCUAGCAGAAAAGAAACUGGACUCUACAUCCCUGUACAGCAAGGACUCCGUCUUGGCCAUGGCCAGUGUCAAGGCGAACUCACAAAAGGAGGGGAUCCAGCAGCUAGCGUGUGUGGUGACCCUAGGAGAUCGAGACCAGAAGAGGGAGGAGAAUGUGGUCUUCUACAGCUUCCCCGCGCCUAACCUGACUCUAAGUGAGCCAGAAGUCUCAGAAGGGACUCUAGUGACUGUGGAGUGUGAGGCCCAGGCCGGAACCACGGUGUCGCUGGAAGGUGUGUCAUCCGAGUCUCCAGCACACAGGGCAGAAUUCCGACUAAACGCCAGCGCCGCGGACCACAGACGCAGCUUCUCCUGCUCUGCUGCCCUGAUCGUGGCUGGACACCUGUUGCACAAGAACCAGAUCCGGGAACUCCGAGUCCUGUAUGGUCCCCGACUAGACGAGAGGGAUUGUCCGGGAAACUGGACAUGGGAGGAAGGCUCCCAGCAGACCCUGCGGUGCCAAGCUUGGGGGAACCCAGUUCCUGAACUGAAAUGUCACCGGAAGGGGGAUGAUGCUUUGCUGCCCAUCGGGGACCUGAGACCUGUCAAGCGGGAGGUUGCAGGCACUUACCUUUGUGAGGCCCGGAGCCCCCGCGGGGUGACCAGGCGCGAAGUGGUCCUGAACGUGACCUACCACCAGAAUAACAUGGCCAUCAUCAUCGUGGUAGUAGUUGCUGUCUUCUUGGGAACUGUGAGCGGAGCCGCUUACCUCUAUAACCGUCAGCGAAAGAUCCAGAAAUACAAGCUACAGAAGGCCCAGGAGGCAGCUGCCAUGAAGCUGAACACACCGGCCACACCGCCCUGA
This is a messenger RNA of Neogale vison (American mink), 1670 nucleotides long. RefSeq names its product intercellular adhesion molecule 1 (gene ICAM1). Bases 75 to 1670 code for a protein of 531 amino acids. Lineage: Eukaryota; Metazoa; Chordata; Mammalia; Carnivora; Mustelidae. Gene Ontology annotation, molecular function: integrin binding. The transcript has 7 exons. Gene Ontology annotation, cellular component: membrane. Gene Ontology annotation, biological process: cell-cell adhesion. The record is from RefSeq and is a predicted model, not a curated record.